AUGCAGCUGGAGCAUUGUCUUUCUCCCUCUAUCAUGCUCUCCAAGAAAUUUCUCAAUGUGAGCAGCAGUUACCCACAUGCAGGCGGAUCUGAGCUUGCCUUGCAUGAUCAUCCCAUUAUCUCGACCACUGACAACCUGGAGAGAAGUUCACCUUUGAAAAAAAUUACCAGGGGGAUGACGAAUCAGUCAGAUACAGACAAUUUUCCUGACUCCAAGGACACACCAGGGGACGUCCAGAGAAAUAAACUCUCUCCCGUCUUGGACGGGGUCUCUGAGCUUCGUCACAGUUUCGAUGGAUCUGCUGCAGAUCGUUAUCUGCUCUCUCAGUCCAGCCAGCCCCAGUCUGCUGCCUCUGCUCCUAGUACCAUGUUCCCUUACCCCAGCCAGCAUGGACCUGCUCACCCAGCCUUCUCCAUCGCCAGCCCCAGCCGCUACAUGGCUCACCAUCCUGUGAUCACCAACGGAGCUUACAACAGCCUCCUCUCCAACUCUUCUCCGCAAGGCUACCCCACGGCGGGCUACCCUUACCCCCAGCAGUAUGGCCAUUCCUACCAAGGGGCACCUUUCUACCAGUUCUCCUCCACCCAGCCGGGGCUAGUUCCCGGCAAGGCUCAGGUCUACCUGUGCAACAGGCCACUCUGGCUGAAAUUCCACCGGCACCAGACGGAGAUGAUAAUCACGAAGCAGGGCAGGCGCAUGUUCCCUUUCCUCAGUUUUAAUAUUUCUGGUCUCGACCCCACGGCUCACUACAAUAUUUUUGUGGAUGUAAUUUUGGCGGAUCCCAACCACUGGAGAUUUCAGGGAGGCAAAUGGGUUCCUUGCGGCAAGGCGGACACCAAUGUACAAGGAAACCGGGUGUACAUGCACCCCGACUCCCCCAACACGGGAGCCCACUGGAUGCGCCAGGAAAUCUCCUUUGGGAAACUAAAACUCACAAACAAUAAAGGAGCAUCAAACAACAACGGGCAGCUAGCUGACGCAAAGCCAAAUACCUGUAUAAAUUCCCUGUCCAAAUCUAGGCAUGACGCCACGCAAACUCUGCGCUGCUUCAGGGACCCAUGUGGUUUGGAUGCAGGUUUGGAUGGGCAUGUGUUUGGGGGAGAUGUGCUGGGAAGUGAUGAAUACGAGGACUUCUCGGGCUUGACUGUUGUUUUGGUAGGCAGCAUCACGCUUGUGUCCUUAAUGGUAUUGUGGGGGCUUAACUACCCUUAUGCUCACUUGGCUAGCCAAAUUCAGGCUUUGACAAUCGUUUGUGUAGCUUGUUGGGGUUUUGGUACAGCUGAAGGUAAAAGGGUGGUUUUAGUGGAGAAUGGGUCAGAUCUCGAUUUCGAAGGCGGAGGGUCGGGGCCCGGCAGGACCGAGCAGAGGAUGGCUGCUCUUGCGUGCUCCUCUGACGCUGACCAGAUCAAGACGAAUUUCGGUCCAAGACUGCACUGA
Egretta garzetta (little egret) is the source of this 1437-nucleotide messenger RNA. It is a transcript of the gene TBR1, whose product is annotated as T-box brain transcription factor 1. Gene Ontology annotation, molecular function: DNA-binding transcription factor activity, RNA polymerase II-specific; RNA polymerase II cis-regulatory region sequence-specific DNA binding. NCBI's taxonomy places the organism in Eukaryota, Metazoa, Chordata, Aves, Pelecaniformes, Ardeidae. The record is from RefSeq and is a predicted model, not a curated record. Bases 1 to 1437 code for a protein of 478 amino acids. Gene Ontology annotation, cellular component: nucleus. The transcript has 6 exons. Gene Ontology annotation, biological process: positive regulation of DNA-templated transcription; regulation of neuron projection development; cell fate specification.